GGCGGGCGUCUUCGACACCACCGACGCGGGGACGACGUACCGCCUCAACCCGAUAUCGUACCUCCUGGUGGAUGGCGUCCACAUCGACGGCGACGCAUGCCAGACGGCCAUCGUGCGUGUGGCCUCCUCGCGGUACUACGUGGAGGCGGCAUUCGGGCUGGCGGACUGGUUCCGGAAGGACUUUGACGGGCCGGUGCCUUCGCCGUUCGAGGACUUGCACGGCGCGACCAUCUUCGACGACAGCAUGGCGCUCCUGGACCCGGAGAUGGAUAAGCUGGUCCACGAGGCCAAGGCUUCCCAUAACCAUAUGGGGAUCGGUCUUGUGCUCCGGCAGUGCCAUGACCUGUUUCAGGGACUUGAGUCUCUGACUGACUUGUGCGGUGGUGAUGGCACGACGGCGAGGGCCAUCGUCAGGGCCUAUCCGCACAUCAAGUGCACUGUGCUUGACCUGCCAAAGGUCAUCGACAAAGCUCCGGCUGAAGGUGUGGUUAAGUAUGUUGCUGGUGACAUCUUCCACGUCGUCCCGCCUGCUCAAGCUGUGUUGCUCAAGUCUGUUCUGCACUUGUGGAGCGACGAGGAUUGCAUCAAGAUCUUGGCACAAUGCAAGAAGGCCAUUCCUCCUCGAGGUGCAGGAGGAAAAGUCAUUGUGAUAGAUAUUGUGCUUAGCUCGGCUUCGGGGCUGAUGCUGGAAACCCAUCACCUGGUGGAUAUGUUGAAGCUGGUGAUGACGAGAGGCCGGCAGCGGGAUGAAAAGGACUGGAGCGACAUCUUCAUGAAAGCAGGUUUCAGCGAAUAUAAGAUUUUCAAGAAAGUUGGAGCUCGAGCUGUCAUUGAGGUCUACCCGUAAGGUUGUGCUCCCAAAUGCUCUAAUAUAUGUUGUGGAUUGUUGUGUGCUCCAAGGAUAUAUAAAUAAUUGAGUGCCUUAUAAUUUUCCGAAGGGAGGUCUCACGGGUCAUAAAAUAGCAAGACUAUUAUGUUUUGUUACCUUAUGAUACUCGUGCAACUUUCUUUUGGAAAAGUAUUAUAUAUGCACUCAUAGUGCUUUGCAUACGAUACAAUGUACAAUUGCCUACCAUAAGAUUAUGUUGGAAAUAUGCCCUAGAGGCAAUAAUAUUGUAUUAUCUAUUUUCACUUUUAUAAUUAAGAGUUCAUAUUC
Molecule: messenger RNA, 1156 nt
Organism: Triticum urartu
Lineage: Eukaryota; Viridiplantae; Streptophyta; Magnoliopsida; Poales; Poaceae
Product: daphnetin O-methyltransferase 1
Molecular function (GO): protein dimerization activity; O-methyltransferase activity
Source: RefSeq, a predicted model, not a curated record